Eucalyptus grandis is the source of this 1215-nucleotide messenger RNA. RefSeq names its product protein ACCELERATED CELL DEATH 6-like. The record is from RefSeq and is a predicted model, not a curated record. Gene Ontology annotation, molecular function: protein phosphatase 1 binding; protein phosphatase regulator activity. Gene Ontology annotation, cellular component: plasma membrane. Lineage: Eukaryota; Viridiplantae; Streptophyta; Magnoliopsida; Myrtales; Myrtaceae. The coding region runs from base 1 to 1215 and encodes 404 amino acids. The transcript has 3 exons.
AUGGUGGUCCCUAAUUUGGAGCUCCUGAUUCCAGAUUUACUCGGCAAGAUACUCAGAAAGGACACGAAGCUUUUCACAAUGAGAGACUCCAGAGGCGGUAAUGUAUUCCAUUUAGCAGCUUUCUGGAAUGUGCCCGAAGUAUUGGACUUCUUACAACCAGAAACCGAAUAUUUGGCUCAAGAACAGGACAACAAUGGGGAUCUUCCCAUUCAUAUAGCAAGCAAGGGGGGUCAUGUUAAACUAAUCCAUAAGCUACAUCCGGUGUCAAAGUGGGUAAAUGGGAAAGGACAGACAGUUCUUCAUGUGGCAGCAAAAUACGGAAAAGAAGAAGUAGUGAGAUAUAUACUCAAAGAUUGGGAUCUGAGGGAGAUGAUAAAUGAAAGAGACGAUGAUGGAAAUACAGCUUCACACUUGGCAGCGAAGUAUUUACAUGUCGCCGCUUUGAUUCAUCUCGUGCUGGAUAAAAGAAUGAACCCCUGCCUUCUCAACCAUGAAGGCUUGGCUGCUGUCGACAUUGCUCAACAUUCCUCACAAGGGGGAUUACGGAGGGGCUUGGCACGCAUUCUGUUAUCAAGCGUGUCGUAUGAUAGAACAGAUCGAUUCAUAAGUAAGCCGGAAGCUCGAGACAAAUGGCACGCUCACGGAAUGUUGCCAAACCGUAAAGAAAUGGGUGACUUUAUCAAUACCUUGUUGGUGGUGGCAUCGCUUGUGACCACUGUGACUUUCUCAGCUGGUUUCGCAGUUCCUGGAGGAUUGAACGGCUCAAAAACGCCAUCCAAAGAUGAGCGGGGCAUGGCUACGAUGCUGAACAAUAGAAUGUUCCAGGCCUUCGUGAUUUGCAACACCAUCGCGAUGUUAUGCUCAAUGGCCUCGGUCGUUGGCUUCAUAUUUGCGUACGUGACUGAAAUCCACAUAUCGAUAUAUGCAUGCCAGCUUGCAGGACUGCUACUAGCAAUUUCCUUCCCGCCAAUGUCGGCCGCUUUCUUAAUUGGCGUCACCUUGACCGGUUCACAGGAGCUCAAGGGUGUUCUCGGUUACACGGCUCCGACUCAGUUUUCACCCGGGUUCCCCCUUGGUGGUGAUACGUCGUCGAGGCUUGACUCUCGCCAGGAUCCGGUGGGGAGCCUUGCCCAAGCCCCAAGGGCGGCCUCGCAGGCGGGCGAGGCUCGCCCUCACGCCAGGAUCUGCGAGCCUCGCCCGAUCGCCGAGUCGUGA